Messenger RNA from Ornithodoros turicata, 453 nucleotides. RefSeq lists its product as uncharacterized. The coding region runs from base 27 to 440 and encodes 137 amino acids. The transcript has 4 exons. The record is from RefSeq and is a predicted model, not a curated record. NCBI's taxonomy places the organism in Eukaryota, Metazoa, Arthropoda, Arachnida, Ixodida, Argasidae.
GAGAGUUGCGUCAUAUCACUGGCUGCAUGGGGCAGAUCAUCACUGAAAUCAGUAAUAACCAGCGGCUCCAAUUUCGAGGUAUCAGAACGGAAGACGAAAUCGCACUCAAACUGAACUUAAUCAUUGUCACUCUGGUGGUUCUCCUUACGUCGGGACCUGCACAAGCAGGGUGCAGCACGGACCCUACAGACGGAUGCAUAGACCAAGGGACGGAGUUUUGGGACCUGUUCUUCAAGACCUUUGUUUUGAAGCAGUCAGGUGGACGUUCUGUACGGAUUACUAUAUAUGUAGAGACGGAACCCGGGACUGCAGCAGAGGUUGUAUGUGCAGUGAGUUCUUUUGCUGGGGUGGUUCGAAAAGCUAUUGCCAAAAAAGCCACCACGGCUGAGAGGUGGUCAGUAGAAGAAUACGUAGCCCUGCCCUCCACACCGAGAAAAUAAAUGAUGCACUGUG